Molecule: messenger RNA, 1012 nt
Organism: Juglans microcarpa x Juglans regia
Lineage: Eukaryota; Viridiplantae; Streptophyta; Magnoliopsida; Fagales; Juglandaceae
Product: protein TIFY 9
Exons: 6
Coding region: 118-696 (192 amino acids)
Biological process (GO): regulation of defense response; regulation of jasmonic acid mediated signaling pathway; response to wounding
Cellular component (GO): nucleus
Source: RefSeq, a predicted model, not a curated record
UCUCGUGAGUCGUGAACCCUUUAUAGCAACAGCUCGUCCUUCCUUCUUUUAUCCUCGUCGGCUCCAACAUUCCUCUUUACAAUCUGAAGCUAACUCGUCCAGAAAGAAACCCACAACAUGUCGAGGGCCACCGUUGUGCUCGAUUUCUUUGGCAUGGAGAAGGAGAGUCCACACUCCUCCUCCUCCUCCUCCUCCUCCAAAUCUCAGUUCCAGAAGUUUCUCGAUCGCCAGAGAAGCUUUCGAGGAAUGCAAAGCGCCAUUUCAAAGAUCAACCCGGAGGUUCUGAAAUCCGUGAUUGCCUCCGGUUCCGUGAACCAGGGCUCCGAAACCGGCACUCCUAUUCCUACGAAGAACUCGGUUUCGGUGCCGUCGAGUCCCGCUUUACCUGUCUAUGCUCCUCAUACCCUCAGGCCUAGGACUCCAGAGAGCCUUCCAGAUAUAGCUCCUUUAACUAUUUUUUACAAUGGAACCGUCUCAGUUUUCGAUGUCCCUCGAGACAAGGCAGAGAACAUUUUGAAGCUUGCUGUGGAAGGAAGAUCGGACCCGAAAGUCGUGGUUCCUUCAAGCGACCAAAAACAGCUACUCGAGACACUUGAUGGAGAUCUGCCAAUUGCACGAAGAAAGUCGUUGCAGAGAUUCUUAGAGAAGCGCAAAGAGAGGUUGACUUGUGCUUCGCCGUAUGCGUGUUACACCUAAAUUCUACGCGUCUUGGCGCAGGAACAAGUCCAAGGAGAGGAGCAGCCUAUUAAUUUCAGACCCCCCCUAUAUUGACGUUAAAAGAUAACAAGGACGCAAAAGAAAAUUGAAAUAGUUGUACAAAUAUGAAAUACCUCUAUUUAUCAUCUUUUCAAGGAUUGCAGCUUGUUCUAAGUAACCUUUUUUUUUUCCUCUUUUUUUCUUUUCUCGAAAGAAAGAGGUGCAGUAUAGAAUAGUCAGUCGGUAUCACGUUUUAGUAAUGGUUGUAAUAUGACUUUGGUGGCAAUUAGUAUUAUUUCCCCGUCUGUUUCUUGUA